AUGACAUUGAACUGCGUGUGUCAUCUUUUAAAGAUUGCUACCGUGCUGGGCAGUCGCCAUGAUAUGCUUACGCUUAGUCCCUCCGAUCGCUCGCUGGUGCGUUAUACCAACGAUUCGCUGUUGGUGCAAUGCCGCAGCUCAACUACAGAGUCGCAGCUGGUGUGGCGCUCGCCGAAAGGCGAAAUAAUUAAGGAGCACAAAGGACGCAUACACAUCGAGCAGAGUGCGCCAGAUCAACUGACAAUUGUUUUCACACACAUUUCGCUCGGCGACAAGGGCAAGUGGCGCUGCGAAGAUGCCAACGGUGAUAGAGCGGAAAAAUCUUUUGAGCUCAUUGUCUAUCAAAAAAUCGCUUUCACCGAGAAUUUCACCAUUCUCACGGUGAAGGAGGGCAAGGAUGCGUUUAUACGUUGCGAGGUGAAGGGCGAACCGCAACCAAAUGUCACUUGGUAUUACAACGGACAGCCAAUUAUUGUUGAAUCAUUUACGGGAAACACAACGAAAUUCCAAAUACUGGCUGACGGAUUACAGGUUCGCAAGGUAACGCAGAACGACACUGGCGAGUAUACGUGCCGCGCCUACCAAGUGAACACAAUCGCAUCGGACAUGCAGGAGCGCACCAUUUUGAUGAAAAUCGAACAUAAACCAAUCUGGCGAUACAGCCAACACAUACCGGUGCAGUAUGUUUACCCGAACGGAAGUGUGACUAUAGCGUGCGAGGCAAUCGCUGAGCCGCCAGCCAAUUUCACCUGGUACAAGAAUGGCAGCAAGAAACGUUUGCAUAACGACAAACACCACGCCAUCGAGAAGGAUUUUUAUGCAUCCACGCUGACGAUUUAUGCGCGCAACGAUGACGUAUUCGACACGUACCGCUGCCUGGCCGAAAAUCAGUUAGGCGCCAUUGAACGCAACACCGUACUGAAGAGAGGCGUCAAGCCACCACCACCCAGCGUACUCCAGUUGCGUGGCUUCAAUUCGAAUACAUUCGAUGUGGAUGUUGGUUCGGUGCGUGUCUCGCCGGCGCGUACUGCUCCGUCAAAAACGGAACAAUUGAUGGAGGUGAACGGUUUUCGUAUUGAAUAUAUGACAGAGUAUGAAUUCAAGUCGGAUGGUGGCAAAUGGACGAAUGCUAAACGCCGGGACUUCCCGUUCGAAGAUGGCGCAACUUUUCUCAUCAACAAUCUGGAAGCCAAUACCACCUAUUUGAUGCGUGCCGCCACCAAAAACUUGGCCGGUCUCAGCGAUUAUACGAAAGUCGAGAAAUUCCAUACACUCUCCAAUGAGCCGAAAUCCUCGUCAACGCAUCUCGAGCACUUGAAUGCCACACAGCUGUUGUGUAUAUCACUGGUGGCGUUGUUGUUGUGCAAGGAAUUGUCUUUCGGCUUUCAACCUGUAAGCAGUAUAACGAAGUUGCGACGCGCUGUCGGUGUGCGUUGGUGAAGCAAAUGUGGCGCAAUAAAUAAUAGAGCAGUGAGUAAAUACGCCAGCAGCAGCAGCAGCUUUCUAUUCGGUGAAAGCGCGCUAAGAAAGUAUGGGUAUGGGUUUCAAGUUAUAUAUACACAUGACAAUAGUUAUUAUGUGUAAAAUGUUUGCUUAGAAUUAAGAGUUAAAGGCUACGAAGAUUAUUUAUAUUUUACUUAGUUGAAACACACACACCAAAUAAUGGAAAUAUACAAAACGGAAGUCUUUUAAUUAAAUAAAUUGAUAAAAAAUAUAUAUAUAUACGCUGAUGUUUACAUAAACAAAUUUUAAUGCUUACGAUAAAAACUUAAUAACAUGUAUAUUUACAUAAAUAUUCUAUUUGCAUAGCAUAAAAAUAAUACAUAAUACAUGGCGAAAUUUUUGAACUCUGCGCUUAGGUGUUAAUCGGCUUAAAAAAAAAUCGUUGCCAGAAUUUUAUAUUUAUAAUAUAACUAUAAUAAUAUAUACUCAUAUAAGCAAGCCAGUAUUUUAUGUAUACGUUAAUGCUUUACAUUCGUUAUACCUAUAAUUAUAAUUACUUAUAUAUGCGUUUUUCAUAACGACAAUAGUCCAUCGCAAAUCUCACUCAGUUCCGUACUCACAAGUAUCUCUUUUGUUUGCAAAAUUCCUUUGAAAAAAAAUUUUUUUUUUGUUUACUUUUAGAUAAUUUCGUUUUAUUUUUGUAAAAAUAUUGCAAUUUUUUAUAUUCUUUAAUUUUACAUUUCAGUAUUCUUUUUACAUAUCAUUAACAAGCUCGAAUCAUGUCUGUGAGCUUAUUUAAGAAGCUUUAUAUACAAUUUAUUUUCAUAUAAAAUUAUUACAACUUUUUUUUACAUUUUUAUCUUUUAACACCAUAUCUGCAAUUUUUUGUUAAAAUCAGUGAUUUUUCUUUUAAUUUUGAUAAUUUUAAGCUUUUUAUCAUCCCAAAAGGGUUUAAAUCAAGCGUAAAUAUAAGUUUUAUACAUAAUAAUGCCACUUCAUUUAAUCAUGUCCAUUAUAAAUUUAGCAUAGUUCUUUACUAAAACAAAAAAAAAAGUUUCAUUGUAGAAUUGGGUUUCAAUUUGAAUAUAAAAAUGUUUUUUAAUGAAGUGUGUUUGGAACGCUCUUAAUAUAUGUAUAUGUGCCUUUCUUUUAAUACCUAUUUAUUCUUGGAACAAAAAUAUGAAGAUUUUGCAUUUCGAUUUCGCUCGAUAUCAUAUUCACUUAGCCAUUAUUAGCAAAAUAGAAUUGUUGCAGAAGCGGCAGAUUUUGCAACUGAAAUAAACAAAAACUAAUUUAUUAUAUAAAAUAACUAUAUUUUGUACAGUGUUGUCUCGUUUUUUUUUUUUACUUCCUGCGGGAAAUUGAUUUUGUCGGUGUCACCAUGACAAAGUUUAGACACAUUAACAUUACUGAAGCUCUUUUUUUAAGAUGUGAGUUUUUAUGUAAAAUCAAAAAAUAAUUAGAAGAAAAAUUUUAAACUCUAUGUCCUUUUAAUAAAAUUAAUGUAAAAACUUUGUUUUAAGCUUUAUUCAAAAAGUUCAAAAUUUUAAACAGAGAAAUACUAAAUUCUCCAUACAUACAUAAAUGUCAGAAGUUGCGUUCUAAAGGAUGACUAUAAUAAGGUUUUAACGAUCACUAAAUGCAUGUACAUAUACAUACAUACGUAUAUUUUGUAUGUUUUAUUUUUUUUUAACUUUUUUUUUUUAAUUGAGAUCAUUUUAAUUUUGUUUUUAUUUAAUUUUAAUUUUUUCAUAAAUUCUCUUAUAUUUAGCUUUUAAUUCUUUGUUUAAUUUUAAUUUUUAAUAUUAACUUUUUAUUUUUUAGUUAACUUCUAGCUGUCUUUGAUUUUAAUUAUUAUUUAUUUAAUUAAUUUUAAUCUUGUUUGUUUCAUUUUAAUUUUUUUAAUCAACUUUUAAUUUUUUCUCUUUUCAUUUUGAUUAUUAUACGCUCGCAACUCGUUGCUACAGAGUAUAAUACAAUAGUUUUGUGCACCUAACGGUUGUUUGUAAAACCUAAAACUAAUCGAGUUAGAUAUAGGGUUAUGUAUGUGUAAAUGAUCAGAAUGAAGAGACGAGUUGAAAUCCGGGUGACUGUCUGUCCGUCCGUGAAGCUAUAAAAACAUAUUCACUGGGAACAAAUGCUUUUAGCAUCUCUAUCGACGGUGUGAAAUUUUUUUAUUUAACUUUAAUUUUUUUAUUUUUAUUUAAUUUUUUUUUAUUUCAUUUAAUUUUUAUUUGGUUUAAUUUAUUUAUUUUUGUUAUUAUUUAUUUAGAUAAUUUUAAUUUGUUAUUUUAUUUUAAUUUUUUGAUUUAACUUUAAGUUUUUUUUUUUUAAUAUAUUAAUACAUAUAUAUUAUAUUCAUUUUAAAUACAUUUUUUUUAAUAUAUAAGUUUUUCAUUUAACUUUUAGUUUUGUAUUUAAUUUUAAUUUCUUAUUUCUCCACUUAAUUUUUAUUUGUUUGUUUACUUUUAAAUUUUUAUUUGAUUUUAAUUUUUCUAUUUAACUUAAGCUUUUAACUUUUUUAAUAUUGUUAUUUUUUUACUUGAAAAUUCUAAUUUUUUUUAAAAUUUUUUAAAUAUUUUUUAGUUAUAUGUUUUUAUUUAAUUAAUUGUUUUUUAUGUAUAUACUUUUUUUAUUCAACUUUCAGUUUUUGACUUAAUUUAAAUUUUUAGUUUUUCUCUCUUUUGCUCACUUUUUUUUGACAUUUUAUAAAUUUAAUUUUUUAUUUGAUGUUCUUUACCUAAUUUUAAUUAAUUUAAUUUUUAUUUAUUUUUUAAUUUAAUUGCAUUUUUUUAUUUAACUUAAAAAUUUUUAAUUUUUUUAAAAUAUUUUUUCUAUUUGAUUUUAUUUAUUUGUAUUUUUAUAUAUGUAUACUAAAUUUUUUGAAAUAUGUUAUUUUAAUUAACCUUAAUUUUUAUUUUUCUUUUAUCUUUGUUAUUAAAUUUUUAUAUGAUGCUUCCCUUUUUUAUUUAGUUUCUUUUUUUUUUUUAUAAAUUUUCAAUAAUGAAUACAGCUUCCUGUUAUGUAUUCCGAACAUUUAUUUAAUAUUUACACACAUCUAUGUACGUACAUAAAUGAAAAUCGAAAAUUUCACAGAUUUCAUUUCCUGAAAUGCCUCAAAUAUUGAAAUUGUAUUGAAAAUAUAUGUAUGUAAGUUUCUAUGAAUUCGGCUAAAGUAAAUAAAGCAAAAAUAUAAUUGAAAUUAAUAUAUUUAUGUAUGUACUGUGAAUUUUGAUAAUAGAACAAUUUAUGACGAAAAUAAAUGAAAACAACAAUAACAAAUGUGCGUUGCAAAUGCUUAAAGCAGCAAAAUUUAGAGAAAACUCGAGUAUAAAAAUCAUUAUAUUUUAUGCUAUAGAAAUAUUUACAUAAUAACGGUCUAUGCAUAUAAACAGUUAACUUAUAAUUACAUAACCAGAUAAAAAUGGGUACGAUUGUAAAAGCUAAUUGUACGCGCUAAUUGUUGUUACGUGCCAAAAUAUAUAUGUGCUAAAGCUACAUGCCAAAUUAUAUAAUAAAAUUUAAAAUAAAAUACAAUAACAAAAAACAAUAUCUCUAUGUAUAAUAUGUGAAAAUUUGUACAUUAGAAAUAUAUUUUAAGCAAAAUGGAUAUUUAAAAAAAAACUACAUACAUACAAACAUAUAUAACUACAUAUAAUUUUAUUAUUUGAGCGCUUCACACAUACUCGUAGUAAUAUAUUUUUAUUAUUACUUUUAAAUGCUAUAGGGUAUAUACGUGAACAUAUACAUACAAACAAGCAUAUGCACAUAGGUUGGUUCUUAUUUGUGCCAAAAAUUUUACUACAGUUUUUCUCAUACACAGUAGCCAAUGUGCUUAUAAAAUUUGAACAAAAUUUAAAGUUUAGAGAGAACAAAGUUCAAAUUUCUUAAUCGCCAAACAUCUUUACCAAAUUUUAUAUGGAAAAAUUUUUGCUCUAAAGCGAAUAAUCUAAAAAGCAUCGUACAAUUCAUUUUUUCAAGGAUCACCCUAAUGUGUACAUAUAUAUGCAUACAUAUAACUUAUAACUGCAUAUAGCGUGAAGUUACACCAAAACCACUAUAAUUUCAAAACCAAAUUCCUAACCAAACAGAUUUGUUAGAGUAUACCGUUAAUACUGUUAUAGUCAAAGGCCCCACUUUUCUAUGGAAUUUUCAAUAAAUUAUAUGUCACAAAAUUAACAAGGCGCUGCAACAUAUACUCUCAAAAACACACAUACUUUCUUACUCCAAAACACACACGUACAUAUACACUCAAAUACACUUGAACGCAUUAAUUAAAUAUGUAUAUGGAAACGCAUGAAAUUUGUACUUGUUUUUGUAUUCGUUUACAGCUAAAAUCUAAGCGCAUAAUUAACUUAAAAACAAAUGUUAUAGCAUACUCAUUAACAUUUAAAAUAAACAAGCAUACAAAUAAAUAUAUAAACAUAUUAUAUGUAUGCAACAUAUUUGAAUUCGAAAUAUAUAUAUUUACGUAUGUAACAUAAACGCGGUCAGCCAUUGUCUAACGAAACGGAAAUAAACUGAAAUAAAUUAUUUGUAUAAAUGUAAAA
Messenger RNA from Bactrocera oleae (olive fruit fly), 5993 nucleotides. NCBI's taxonomy places the organism in Eukaryota, Metazoa, Arthropoda, Insecta, Diptera, Tephritidae. The record is from RefSeq and is a predicted model, not a curated record.